AUGAGCACAACGCACUUAAAUCUGCCGACCAAAUCUUGUCACAAUUGCCGAAAGCGACGUUGGAGAUGCGACCGGUCUUUACCAAGCUGCCAGAAAUGUCUAUCCGCAGGAACCGAAUGCCUGGGUUAUGGGAAGUUGUUUGUAUGGAACCGCGGUGUCGCCAGUCGCGGCAAGAUGAUGGGGAAGGGCUACGAGGAAAAGAUGGAGCAGCACCACAUCGCGCACGCAGAGCCGCCUGAAGCACCAGCCAAGGCUCAGGGCAUGUCGGCCUUGGUAUGGGACAACCAGGGCCCUUCUCAGCAACAGGACGAGCAGCAACAGAUGUCAUCACUGCCCGAGCCUAGCUAUGAGCUAGUUUCCGGACAUUCGGUAAUAGACGAUUACCGAAUGUCCAUACAAGGACGGCAGAUGGAUUCAGACCAGGAACGGGAGAUGAUUUCGGAUGUUCAUCGAGCAUUGACAGACCCUUUGCUGAACGACCUUGACCGGAACUCAAGAUACUAUCUCUAUCAUUUCGCAACUCAGCUGUGCGAGGUCAUGGUCGUCUACGAUGGGCCUGGCCAGAACCCUAUUCGUGAUCUCAUACCGGCAACAUCUGCCUAUCCGUUGCUCUUGCAGAUCAUUGUCGCCAAUUCCGCGGUCCAUGUCUUCAACAUCAGCAACAACCCCGUGGGCCAGUCCUCCUACCAGGAGCAGCAGAGUCCAACCGUCAUGGCCUAUUACCAAGCUGUAAGCCGCUUUGGGGGGCCGCUCAAAUCCUCUUACCGAGAUGCUCUUGUAGCAAAACAGCAUGCGCUUUCGUUGCUCGCAAAGAGCAUUACGUCCGUGAACACUGCUAAUAUUGAUUUCAUACUAAUAACGAUCUUAUUGUUCGUCAACUACGCCCUUGUAGAAUCUGGUCGAGACAAGUGGAAAGUUCACAUGGACGGUGCUCUCAGGCUUAUCCAGCUACUCGGCAAGCCGCCGUACAUUCAACGCCCGAUGAGCAGACUUCGCCAAACGAUACUUUCAGACCUCUUGGUAUUUCACAUUCUUGGUUCGACUUUCAGUUUCACAACGCUCCCUACAUUAAUUCCAAACACGAUUGAACUCGACCCUAUCCUCCGUUACGCCGAGACGAACAACUACCUCUCUUGCCCCGGGCCGCUGCUUCGUAUCAUGUUGGAGUCUUUUGCGCUACCAGACUCUCACGGUUCCCCUUCCGGAACCAAUACCCCCAUUUACAUUGAGGAGCAAGUGGGCGUCUUGCUACGGCGUGCGCUUGAAUUCGACCCAAUUGUAUGGUCAUCUGAUUUCGUACCCGCAUCACCCUUCGAAGACAUUCAACAACGCAUCCGUAUCGCCUCUGCGCACCGUUCGGCCGUUUGUAUCUAUCUCGCACGUGUUUUACCCUCUACGAACCCUCUUCUCGAUCCAACAAGUGGCGCCGCUAUUGUCAGUCUUACAGCCUUGGCCGACGACGUGGUUCAUCACAUUUCGCAUCUGAAGCCGGGAGAUCCGCUCUUCAAGUCAAUCUGUUGGCCAUUGUUCUUGGCCGGCGCAGAGUCAGAAGACCCUGCCCAACGCGAGUGGAUCAUGAACACCCUUGACGAGCUCUAUGGUCUUAUGUUCUGGGGCUACCUGCGCACAUCCAAGCGCGUGCUAGAAGCGAUAUGGAAGUUCAAAGAUGAAGCCGGGCCAGGUUCAGGGAACUGCUGGGUGGAACAGCUCAAAGACUUUGGUCACGAUAUUUUGAUUGCCUGA
Bipolaris oryzae ATCC 44560 is the source of this 1743-nucleotide messenger RNA. RefSeq lists its product as uncharacterized. The record is from RefSeq and is a predicted model, not a curated record. NCBI's taxonomy places the organism in Eukaryota, Fungi, Ascomycota, Dothideomycetes, Pleosporales, Pleosporaceae. Gene Ontology annotation, cellular component: nucleus. Gene Ontology annotation, molecular function: zinc ion binding; transcription cis-regulatory region binding; DNA-binding transcription factor activity, RNA polymerase II-specific. The coding region runs from base 1 to 1743 and encodes 580 amino acids. The transcript has a single exon. Gene Ontology annotation, biological process: positive regulation of transcription by RNA polymerase II.